Molecule: messenger RNA, 4517 nt
Organism: Haliotis rufescens (red abalone)
Lineage: Eukaryota; Metazoa; Mollusca; Gastropoda; Lepetellida; Haliotidae
Product: orexin receptor type 2-like
Exons: 7
Coding region: 754-1971 (405 amino acids)
Biological process (GO): G protein-coupled receptor signaling pathway
Cellular component (GO): membrane
Molecular function (GO): neuropeptide Y receptor activity
Source: RefSeq, a predicted model, not a curated record
GGUUCAGGUGAUAGCCACGAGGGGGUUACAGAGGCUUCCAUGUACAACUUCUCAGCUUCCAAAUACCAAGUGAUGAGGGAAUGUUGCAUGUGAUGUACUGGUCACACUGUACACGAUUUCAAUGAUGUGACAUAAACCAUCUUCAUUGGCUCAUAAAAGUCGGAUUUUAUACCGUAUAUUGACUAACCCGCGAGUAUGGCAAUUUGACACUGAGAAGUAGAGGACAUUUUUUAGAGGACGCGAAAGAAGCUUUUGGAUGUAGAGUAUGGCACAGUUGGACAUACGUGUGCAAGUGUAUAUCAAAGUUUGAUGCGCAUGGUAGAGUUUUGGAUGAUUUAUGCCUCUGGUAUUUCUAUUUCCCUGCAGAAUCCUGUCUGUGUGAAAUGCCAUUUUGAACGUAAUCACUUUUGAGUGUAAUUCCUAUUGAUUUAACACAUGUUAUUGACAAAAGUCAAACGGAAUGAACACAAGUGGAUAACACAGUAUCAAUUCAUGCUGUGCAGCAUAUGACAUAACUAGCAUGGUUAGGAUCGGAAGCAUAUGUCCAUGGGCAAACACGUGCCAGAUGUUAUCUGGCUUUGACGCUUUAUAUUCGUUACAAUUCAAAAGUUGUAAACAAAACCAACGCAACAACAAGCAAUGUUCGAGGGACUCGCAACGAGAAUGUGACUUGGUAAAAUGAACGUUGUCUAAAACCUGCAUUUUACAUGAAAAGGUUACGAGAAUACGGACAGGAAGACCUUUGAAAUCACAAUGGUGGUUAUGAAUUCAACCAACCACACGUGCAAGCAUUACUAUCCCAAACAAGGUCCGAUAGAGCAAUGCUAUCAGUCGGACGAGGAUUUAAUGAAUUCCAUCUAUACAUUCAUAUACCCCAAGCCUCACGAGUGGAUAUUUACUAUACUGUACGUACUUGUAUUCAUCUUUGGAGUGUCUGGAAACUUCCUGGUCUGUUUUGCAGUCUGGAGGAACCGGCUGUUGAGGACCACCACAAACUAUUUUCUUGUGAAUCUGGCCGUGGCGGAUUUUCUGGUCAUCGUCCUCUGUCUUCCGCCGUCGUACACUCAGUCUAUAUGGGAAACGUGGUUUUUGGGCAAUGCCAUGUGCAAAGUGGUCGAAUAUUAUCAGGAGGUUACUGUCGUCGUGUCGGUGUUGACAUUGACCGCCAUCUCCAUCGAACGCUGGUUCGCAAUCUGUCACCCCUUAACCUUCAAGGAGACGAGGAAGAGAGUGAUUGUAUCCAUCAUUGUGAUUUGGGUGGGGGCGCACGUGAUGUCCAUCCCGAGACUCCUCAUCUUCCGAGAAAACCGAGACCCUAUGAUACCCAGCAAUUUAACCAUCCUUUUAACGUCAUGUGGUCCCGAUUACGACAUGGAUGUCCUGGCCUUGAACUAUGACCUCUUUGCUUUCGUGACCUUUUACAUUGUGCCUAUUGUGGUAAUGGGCUACACGUACACCGCAAUAGCCGUGUGUCUGUGGUCCAGUAUCAAGACUGGACAAUACCUUACCGAGGGCGACCAGAGUGCCGUGACGUUGCAAGUCCAAUCACGCCGUCGCACAGCAAGGAUGCUAAUUGUAGUUGUCGUCGUCUUCAUCCUGUGCUAUCUGCCUUACUACUCCUGGAACCUGAUGAGGUUAAUCCGAAGUCCCUUGGUUAAAAUGAUAGAUCGACACUCCGUCUCUAUCCUCACAUUAACAGCUCACUGGAUGGUUUACCUCAACAGCUCUAUCAACCCAGUCAUUUACAACUUCAUGAGCGGUAAAUUCAGAACAGAGUUUGCCAAAGUAUGUUAUUGUUUCUUUGGAAACUACACCGUGAAACGGAGACGGUGUUACGGAAACCAUGAAAUGGAGCCGUUAUCGACAACAAAAGGCAGAAAUGGUUUCAUGACAACAGAAUCCCCUCUGAACAGAAGAGACACUCAACGGACUGACACAGCCAUCGGGAAGGAUCCCCACGGGAACGUCUAAAUCCGAAGUAAAUGCUCUAUAUCGUACAACCUUGACAUACGAGAUAGAGAGAUUGUUAUCAUGCUGGGGCCUUUUUCAAUCUCUGACCUUCUAGAACAUUUUCGUGGCAAGCAACCCCAUAAUGAAGUGCCGUGAAGACCCUGCAGCAAAGUGUCUGAUGCCACUAGUACAGAAGUAUAGUCCUUGUGCUAAUUCUUUCCGGGUUGACUCAGUGGACGUUGGAGUGGUACACCUUUAGCUUCUUGGACACGCGAUCACUGCGCGACGUUGAAGCCUACAACUUCACACUGAGACUCACUGGUUUUAAGAAUGCCAAGUCUGCUGAGGCUUUCACGUUAUGAGCUAUACAAUCCAGUUUACACGACAACUCUCAUAACUUCUCUAAAAAUGCAUAUGGGACUUAGUUUAGGUGAAUGCCCACUUUGCAUUAAAUGGGAGGAUAUUUCUUACUUCAGUCAUAAGUUUCUCUUCCUUUGCGCAAUUAAAUUGCUCGGCGUAUUCUAGAAACUGGACAUAAUAAGUGUUAGAUCACAGAGAGUGGGUGAGCAUGGUUUUACGGCGCUUCUAGCAUUAUACCAGCACUGUCACGGCCGGGAACACCAGGAAUGGGCUUCACACAAUGUACCCACAUGAACAUUUAACAACAAUUACUAACAUACUUGUAUACAAGAGUUUGCUUUCUUCAAAUAUAUAUACUCAAUGUAUGUAUGUCGUUGCCGAAUAUGUGUUUUGAACAUGCGUGGAUAUAUAACAUCGCCCUGAAUGAUGCUUGAACGAUUGUUUUGGGUAAGGGUUUCAGAUUUUAAGGACUCGUUGUAAGGGUGUAAUGUGAAGAGUACUAGAAGGCAUGGAACAGUUACAGUUGUUGGAAAUUAUUAAAUGACUGUGACAAUACAAAUAAUGUGUAAAGGAUUCCGUGUGUUUCGUGGCAGUGUUUAUAUCAGUUGUAUAGUAAGAUAUCAAACAAAGGGGAAUCAUGGUCUCAAACACCACCGUCUUGUUCUCAGCUGUCAUGCAAAUUGGUGAUGUGAAUCCCAGAUUUGCUCUGACGGUGAGCCUUUGUUUGUCGGUACCGGGCCAGUUCUCCUGUGAUUUUUAGUUUUUUGUGAAGACUAUUCCAGUCAUAUGGUGUCAGCUGAAUGAAGAAUAAUGUGAUGCAGGGUGGGAAGGAAUUUGACGUUCACCACUUAGCUGAAACCCAGGAGCUUGGGUGAAGAGCUGACAAAUUAUAACAAUAACCAGUUUCAAACCAACCAUUCUAUGAUCCUUGUGUAACUAAGGGAUGUAACUCCGAGCGACGAAUUGCGGUGACCCGUGAUUCCGGGUCUCAUACAGUGUUAAACAUAAAUAUAGUAAACGUCUACCAAGGAGUUUUGUACAUGAAGCUUUCGUUAAACCCGCAUCUAUCACUCGCUCACCUGUCCAUGCAUUCUGGUGACAUUCAAUAAGAAUUAAAUAUAUGGUACUUAUUUAUUGUUAGUGUCAACUAUCAUGUCACAAUGUCCUACGAACUACAUGGCAUUAUCAUUAUUGUGAUGUUGUACAAUAGUGUCAUUAAUAAUAUGCUUCAGUACACUACAUGUAGGUAUUCAAAUUGAUUAUGACACCCUUCACAAUGUCCUACGAACUACAUGGCAUUAUCAUUAUUGUGAUGUUGUACAAUAGUGUCAUUAAUAAUAUGGUUCAAUACACUUUACAUGUAGGUAUUCAAAUUGAUUAUGACGCCCUUCAUCUUACAGCUGCUUGAGUGUCAGUGUUAGUUGACUGAUAGCUAUUUUGGAUAAAUUGUCCAUUCCUUAUAACUGCGUUUCAGGGCUCACUUGGCCCUUUUUCGAGCGACUGAAGGCGCAAGACGUGUUGUAAGGGUGUAAUGUGAAGUGUUUAUAUUAGUUGUAUAUUAAGAUAUCAAACAAAGGGGAAUCAAGGUCUCAAAAAAACUGUCUUGUUCUUAGCUGUCAUGCAAAUUGGUGAUGUGAAUCCCAGAUUUGCUCUGACGGUGAGCCUUUGUUUGUCGGCACCGUGCCAAUUCUCCUGAGAUUUUUAGUUUUUUGUGAACACUAUUCAAGUCAUAUGGUGUCAGCUGAAUGAGGAAUAAUGUGAUGCAAGGUGGGAAGGAAUUUGACGUUCACCACUUAGCUGAAACCCAGGGCUCACUUGGCCCUUUUUCGAGCGACUGAAGGCGCAAGACGUCUGGGCAAGAUGUAACCCCGAAACUUCGUUACUAGGAAUAAAAGAACUUGUUAUCCAUUAACAGUUUCAUGUGUUCAUGUCUUUCAUGUCUACGUUGACUAAGCUUCAGGUGGUGUUAUAGGUGGACGUUUGGGUAUGAAAUUAGUUUAUGUGUUCCCGAGGUAUUCGUACAACGAUAAACAAUAUGUACAUGUACUUCUUCAUUAAUGGCUGUCAUUUAGUUACCAUGUGUGACCUGAUAAGUUAGUUUCACGACGUUAUGUCGAUCUUUGUGACAAUGAUUUGCUCAAACACUACGGGUUUUGCAUAUUGUUGUAUUUCUCCGUUAUGCUUAUUAAAUAGUAAUUAAAAGACUG